AUGGCAUCUUCGGGUAGCUUUGGAUUCUCUGUUAGUUUAGUGGAUGUUGCCUCAGAACCUGAACAAUCUGUGGGGAUCCAAGAUGAUAAACUCUCCACUUUUCCCUCUUUACCAAGAUUAUCAUUAACUGCUAAUUCUGGUGGCCUGGACCUUUUUAAUCCAUCCUCUGUACCACAAACUAUUAGUUCAACAUCUUCGGCUACUGAUUUAUUUCAGUUUCCGGAGGCACUGUUUAAUCCAUCUGUAGAUUUGUUUCAGCCAUCACCUAUCUCUGCAGUUCCAACUUUGAAUUCAAAGCAGCCAUCCCAAAUUUCUACAUAUUCAUCUGUAGGCUUUUUCUCUGAGAUGCCUCAGCAACAGGCAGCUGCAUCCUUGAAUGAAUCAUCACUAGGUGUGAUUAAGAAUGAAGGAUGGGCGACCUUUGACAUGCCACAGCACUUGGCACCUCGUCUGGGCAUUGAAAAUUCUAUACCUGCAACAUUACCUUCUUCUGAUGGUGGUACUCUGAGGACCGUUGACACACUUUUAUGCCUGGAUACAAGCCUGAAGUCGCCAGCAUUUCAUAAUUCAAGCGCUCAUGAAACUUCUUCAUCCAUACCUGAUCUAUGGCCAACCUCCCAUGAUGCAACCAACACUCAGUCAUGGAACGCAUUUGAUGAUUCCAUUGGUCAUCCAUCCUUCCUGAGCACUCAACAUGCUAGCAAACAAGUUGCGAUGGACAAUCUCCCUCCUAUUUUUGAUCAGCAUCUGGGUGUAAGAGCCUCGGAGGACAUAGAUAAAGAUGGAAUUCAAGGAACUGGUUCUGAGAGUGGACACCCUAUUCCCAGUAUACCAUCACAGGCAGAAACACAUUCACAUGCAACUGAUCGCAAAUCCACCAACCCAUUUGAUCUUCCCUAUGAUUCUGACUUGGAAUCCAAUGAUACGGUAUGUUAGAUGUAUAUUUCUGAUAGGAAAUUUUGG
Messenger RNA from Ilex paraguariensis (yerba mate), 963 nucleotides. The record is from the annotation of a GenBank genome assembly. NCBI's taxonomy places the organism in Eukaryota, Viridiplantae, Streptophyta, Magnoliopsida, Aquifoliales, Aquifoliaceae.